Molecule: messenger RNA, 2184 nt
Organism: Rhagoletis zephyria (snowberry fruit fly)
Lineage: Eukaryota; Metazoa; Arthropoda; Insecta; Diptera; Tephritidae
Product: sodium-dependent noradrenaline transporter-like
Biological process (GO): nitrogen compound transport; sodium ion transmembrane transport; amino acid transport
Cellular component (GO): plasma membrane
Molecular function (GO): glycine:sodium symporter activity
Source: RefSeq, a predicted model, not a curated record
CAACAGCGAUUCGAUCAGUCGACUAUCACUGCUCAGCGUGUGUGGAGCGCCGUUUUAAUUAUAGCUUAAAAAUCGGUGUAUUCAAAAAUUCAAUGUGAAGGUGUUUCGUUGGUUGCGAGCCAUACAUAUCACUGCGAUGACUUUGUGAAAACCUUAGUUAAUUACAUAUAGCCGGCGCACAUAGAAACAAAAAAAAAAACAAAAAUGAAAUUAUAGCAAAUUUAUUUACACUGUGCUGCACGUAAAAUUUUAGUUGCGUGUGUGUGUCUGAUUUUAUGUUUACUUCUACAAAGCUGUGAUCGCUAUUUGCUUUUAAAAUGAUUUACGAAACUUCAUACGAUAGUGGCCGUCUGCCCUAUAAACCUGAUUUGACACGCGGCUAUUGGGCUAAGCCAAGCGACUUCAUAUUUGCCGGCAUCAGCUUAGCUUUCCGCUUAGAUGUUUUCUCCAUAGCAUGGGUGAUAUUUUCAUAUGCGGGUUGUGCGUCUGUUGUGCCUUAUAUAAUAUUUUUAUUCAUCUUCAUUGUUCCUUUGUUUGUGAUGCAAUCAUUUCUGGGCCAAUUCUCGAGGACUGGAUUUAUAUCAGCAUUUCGCAUUGCGCCGCUUUUUAAAGGAAUUGGCUAUAUUAGCUUGGCUGUGAAUUUGGGCGUCCUUACAUACUACAGCGUCUUUGCCGCCAUACCGUUACUCUACCUCUUCCAUUCAUUGCGUCCCACCUUACCAUGGAGCUGUGAGGGUUUAAAGAGUUGGUCAUACAACUUUACCGAGCAUCAAGUGAGACAUCUCUGCCAUAUUUUACACAAUGAUACGGCGCCACCGUUAACUAAUAGCUCCUGGUUUGUAACACACGAAAUACCAUCGAAUUUAUUUUUAAAAUCUCGCUUUAAUCAUAUGGAAUUAUUUGAACCCAACGAUGACGGCUUCUACAUCUCCUGGGAAGUGUUGCUUUGUACGCUACUCAUAUGGUCAAUAAUUGUGGCCGUCUUCUAUAAAUGGAGAAGCAUAGAAAAGUUAGGCACAGUGCUGCGUUAUUGCAUAUUCGCCACUUUUGUUUUGCUCUUCAUCGCUGUACUACGUUUUGCUUUGAUACCAAAAGAUCCUUUGCUUACAAUCUCUCAAUUCUUCAUACCUGAGUGGUAUACGUUCCUGCGUGGUUUUCCGACAGUAAGCCUUUAUAUAGUAUCGGUAUUUGGCGUAGGUUGGGGCAGCGUAAUAGCAUUGGCCAGUUUCAAUAGAUUCCAAACGAAAAUCAUAGAAAAUAGUUGGACUAUUUGCCUAGCGCAAUUAUGUAUGUUUUUAUCAUUUGCCUUUAUUAUUUAUGUGACGGAUAAUUACUUUGAAGAAAUAAAGGAUGCAUACAAUGCGGACAAUCCAGAUUCCUAUGCGUUUUUAAAUCAUCUAUGGGCUCUAUUUCUGUCCACGGGCAGUGUAAUGGCAGAGAUGACAUGGCCAAAUCUAUGGUGUAUUUUAUUUUAUGCAAUGCUGCUAUUAGCGGCGUUAAUUACCAUGGUGACCAGCCUACUAUCAACUCUGCAGAGCAUCUUUGAUGAAUUUGAAGAAUUACGUGCGCGCAAAACUGUAGUAACUUACAUUGUAAUAGGCCUGUUAGCCUUUUGCUCGCUCUACACUUGUACUAAUCGCGGUGUCUUUUUCCAUAUCAUACUAUCCAACGAUACGCUCGUCACACAGACUUGUCUCAAUCUUUUGCUAUUCUUCGUCGUGCUGUGGGUCUAUGGGCGAGUGCGUUUCCAACGCGAUAUUGAAUUUAUGUUAGGUCAAACAUUUUCAACAUGGAAGAUUUAUAUGCUGCGCUUUGUUUCACCUCUGUGUCUUAUACUGCUAUUGUUAGGAACACUAUUUAUAGCUGUGGUGAAUCACGAUAUCGGUACAAUUGUUCUACAAAUCGCUGCGCUUCUAUUUAUAGUCCUACCCUGGCUAUAUGUACCGGGUUAUAUGAUCUAUAUAAUGCUACAAACCACGGGGACAUUCAAGACGCGUUUUAAGCGCUGCUGUCGUCCGAUGGACUGGUAUCCGGUGGAAUUAGUGGACCGACAGCGCUAUGAGGAAGCAAUGCGCAAUACAGAUGCGACACACCAAUUGAGUCAUGAUGAAACGGAGAUUUAGGUUUAGUGAAAUGACAAUAUUUAAAUUUAAAAUUUGUAAAAAUGGAAUGUUCAAAUGAUAU